UCACCUUUUGCACAGAACAACCCUCUCUCUGUAAUUUUCUUGCAGAAUCCUCAUUGUUACUCAGACUUGUUGUGUCCCUAAUGUAAAUAUCAUUUUCCACCGUUUUCAAAAUAUCUCCUUAAACCUCAAAUGCUAUUAUUGUUCACUCUCCACACUUCUUCAUUCCUUCAACUUCAGCCUCAACCUCAACCCACUUACCAGUUUUUCCAAAUUUUCAUUCUUUUUCCCUUUCCAUGAGUUGAUGCAUCUUUUUCAAGCUAAUUAAGCUUGAAUUAGCUGGUGGGGUUUUUUAAAUUCGUCGAUAAAAAUUACAGUGUUCUGCUAUUUUUUUUUUCUUCUUCUUGUGUUUUUGUUUGCAGAUUCAGGAACUGGUGUGUGAGGUAAUAUAUUUGCUAGAUCUUCAUUUCCCUUUUUUUUUUUUUGCUUCAUGGGGUGUUUGUUUUUUGGGGCAUUGGAGCUUCUUUGUUGUUUUGUGGCUCAAAAAGUUUAUUCCUUUUGAAGGAGUUGUUUGCUUGAUGAAUCCUUGUGCUGCUUCCCCUUCAAUUCUUAAUUUCUUAUCGGCAAUCGAGAUCUGAUGGUUUUUGUUGACUUAAAGAACCACUUCCUUAUUUAAAUGGCAGUAAGUGAUUACUUAAAUCCCUGAAAGACAUGCAGUCAGCCUUGUUUCUGCUGAAAUGAAGAACUUGCAGAGCUCGGAAGAAUUACAGUCGUCGACUCAAGCUUCUCAUGAGCCCAAGAGUGAACAACCAAACAAUCACACAACUGAUGCUCCUGUUACAGACACAGGAUCAGCAUCUGCUACAAGUAAUGACAGCAAAAAAGUUUCACGGCAGGAUAUUGAAUUUGUCCAGAAUUUAAUAGAAAGAUGCCUACAGUUAUAUAUGAAUAAAGAUGAAGUGGUUAAAACAUUACUGACUCGGGCAAAGAUAGAUCCUGGAUUCACAACUCUUGUAUGGCAGAAGUUGGAAGAAGAGAAUGCCGAUUUUUUCAGGGCCUACUAUAUCAGACUAAAAUUGAAAAAGCAAAUACUAUUAUUCAAUCAUUUACUUGAGCAUCAGUAUCAUCUGAUGAAGUGUCCAAUGCCUGCAAAGGUUCCAUUGGCUCCAAUACAGAAUGGAAUCCAUCCAAUGCCUGCCAACAACCUACCUAUGGGAUAUCCAGUGCUACAGCAGCCUCCCAUGCCAGCAACAGGUCAACCUCAUAUUGACUCCAUGGGUUGUGGUAUAUCAAGUUGUCAUGUAGUUAACGGAGUCCCUGCCCCAGGAAACUUUCACCCCAUUCGGAUGAAUUCUGGGAAUGAUAUGGUGGUGGACCACAGUGCUCCUGAUAUGGCUCCUGUUAUUCCACCAAAUGGUACAAUGUCGUCUGUCUCAGAAAUGCCAGUAAGUCCGACAUCAGUAGCAUCCAGUGGUCAUUUCGCCUUCAGUGCCUCAGAAAUAUCAGGAAUGGGCGCAGACGCAUCAGCUCUUGAUACAGCAUUUACAUCUGAUGUGGUAAGUUCAGUAGGACUACAGCUUGCACCAGAUGGUGGAAAUGGAAUUUCCAGAUCGCUGGAUCAAAUUCAGUGGAAUUUUAGCUUAUCUGAUCUAACGGCUGAUUUGCCAAACUUGGGAGAUCUAGGAGCUCUGGGAAACUAUCCUGGUUCACCAUUUUUGCCAUCUGAUUCAGACAUUUUGCUAGAAUCUCCUGAUCAACAGGAUAUAGUGGAUGACUUCUUUGUUAAUUCUGAGCCCCCAUGCUCUCAAUCGGAUGAGGAGAAAUCUUGAGGUGAGGCGAGUUGCAUGUUUCACAUUAAUUGUUAGGUUAGGGAAAAAUUAGGAUUAAUAAAUGUCAUCUAGCUUACAUGGCAUACAGGUUUACUGUUACCUAAGUGUAGGCAGCAGCCUGAUUUAAUAUCAUCAGGAUGAAGAUAGAGAAUGUCAAUUGUUCCCUGUAGUAGCAAACUAGCAAUCUUUUGCAUUCUUUUAAGAAAACUAUUAUCAGGAUGAGUUGGGACAUUGUUUAGGAUGUAAUUGAUUUGAUGCAUUUGGAUUAUAUAUAUAUUGUUUGGAUCCUUGUCAGUCCAAAGGUUGGUUUCACAUUGUUUCAAAGCAUUAUAUUAUUUUCUUGA
Glycine soja is the source of this 2110-nucleotide messenger RNA. RefSeq lists its product as uncharacterized. The record is from RefSeq and is a predicted model, not a curated record. Bases 675 to 1766 code for a protein of 363 amino acids. The transcript is spliced from 10 exons. NCBI's taxonomy places the organism in Eukaryota, Viridiplantae, Streptophyta, Magnoliopsida, Fabales, Fabaceae.